Paramuricea clavata is the source of this 552-nucleotide messenger RNA. NCBI's taxonomy places the organism in Eukaryota, Metazoa, Cnidaria, Anthozoa, Malacalcyonacea, Plexauridae. The record is from the annotation of a GenBank genome assembly.
AUGGAUGAAUUAAAUUUUGGUGGAAAAGAUUAUGGUAAUAAGGGUUUAAUGAAUUUGGAAUUACAGAAUAAAUAUAUUGGCAAGAACGAAGAUAGAACAGUUGUUUGUAAAGAAUUGCAAGAAGACGAGAAAUUAUUGUCUUUUAUUAAAACGUUUACUGCAGAAACUACAUAUAAAUUAGUUGGCAAUCGAGCUUGGCCUGCCGUCAUAAACAGGGGUGCUAUUGUUACAUUCCCGUAUGUUUACUUUUAUUUGCUGGAUUUAAAGAUUAAAAGCAAUGGACGACGUGUAGUGAAAGUGGGUUUUGUUUGUUGGUCUCAAGCUGUUUAUGCUGUAAUCUAUAUUGAAUUUAAUGUUUAUCCAACGAGAUCGACAUACGUUGCACGUAAGAAGUGGCGUUUACCCUAUAGUGAGAUUAUUCAACCUAUUGAGAUUUUGAAUUUUGAUUCUGAACGUACGCAAGAGGAGAACAUAUCGUUUGUACGAUCUCAGGCUUAUCGUUUUUUUUUUAAUGUGUUCGUAGAUAUGUGUAUUAUGUACCGGAUGCAUUAA